Zea mays is the source of this 1317-nucleotide messenger RNA. Its product is annotated as vacuolar iron transporter homolog 5. NCBI's taxonomy places the organism in Eukaryota, Viridiplantae, Streptophyta, Magnoliopsida, Poales, Poaceae. Gene Ontology annotation, molecular function: manganese ion transmembrane transporter activity. Bases 402 to 1025 code for a protein of 207 amino acids. Gene Ontology annotation, biological process: intracellular manganese ion homeostasis. The transcript has a single exon. The record is from RefSeq and is a predicted model, not a curated record.
UAGCAAUCCAUGGUCGUCGUCGUCGUGGAUGCGCAUAUGUACAAUCGGCAAGCACAAGUAGCUAGCUUUAGUGUGUGUCAAUGGGCCGGCAGGCAUGGUGGCCACCAUCGGAGAGCGAUGCCGGCCGGAUCGAUCGAGGAGAAAAGACGCUUUUUCUUCUUCUUUUGCAGCAAAAGAAGCAGUGGAUCUCCCACUAUCUCUCUCGCAUUUGCAUGCAUUGGCCGCACGCAACAAAUUAAGACCUCCUGACCUGAGACGCCACACCGGUCUUCAGUUCGUCGUCUUCUUCUAUAAAAUGCGGCACGAGCUAGCGUGUGUCUGGCACACUGCUAGCUGCGUGCUACUCCUGCUAUAUAUCACGAGCUAGUCACUCCGAUCCGAUCACACACACAUCUAUCGCCAUGGCCAGCAGCGUCGGCAAGAUGGCUGCCGUGGUGGACACCGAGAACCCGGCGGCCACCGUCGUCGUGGGGCCGCCGUGCGCGGUGGACGACGACGACCUGUCGCAGCGCGCCAACUGGCUGCGCGCGGCGGUGCUGGGCGCCAACGACGGCCUGGUGUCGACGGCGUCGCUGAUGCUGGGCGUGGGCGCCGUGAAGGCGGACGCGCGCGCCAUGGUCAUCUCCGGGUUCGCGGGCCUCCUGGCGGGCGCGUGCAGCAUGGCCAUCGGCGAGUUCGUGUCCGUGUGCUCCCAGCGCGACGUGGAGCUGGCGCGGCUGGACCGCGGCGCCGAGGAGGAGAAGGCACUGCCCAGCCCCGUGCAGGCCGCCGCGGCGUCCGCGCUCGCCUUCUCCGUGGGCGCGCUCCUGCCGCUGCUGGCCGCCGGGUUCGUCACCGACUACAGGCUGCGGAUUGGGGUGGUGGCCGCCGUGGCCACCGCGACGCUGGCCGCGUUCGGCUGCGUGGGCGCCGUGCUGGGGCGAGCUCCCGUGGCGAGGUCGUGCGCGCGCGUGGUAAGCGGCGGCUGGGCCGCCAUGGCCGUCACCUUCGGCCUCAUGAGGCUCUUCAAGGCCAGCGGCAUAUGAAGGAGGACAGCUCGCUAGCUUCUGCUGCUCCUAGCUCUGCUUUUUUCCUUCGUCCAUGUCCUCCCUCCUAGCUAACCAGACAUAUAAAUUAAUAAUAUAAAUAUAUACUUAAUUAAUAGUAGCUAGUAAACUAUAAUAUACCAUGCAUGCAUGCAGACCAGCAAGCUAGGGUUUGAGCUAAUGUAAUACCACAUAUAUGCUAUAUAUAUCAUGCUUGUACUGGCCUAGCUAUGCAAGAGUGAUCCAUGCAUGUAAACGUUAUUAUUUUAUAUAUAUACAACUAAGUUAUAUA